CGUUCAGGCGGAACUGGAACUUUAAGCGACCCGCAGCAUGGCCGGUACAGCCAGCCCCCUCCGCGCCUCCGCGCUGUGGCUUUGCGGAGUCCUGUGUCUUGCCAGCUUGCCGCCUCUCCGCGCCGCUCAGCGCCAGGAGGACACGCUCUACAUGUGGAUCGAUGCUCACCAAGCCCGAGUCUUGAUAGGUUUUGAAGAAGAUAUCCUGAUUGUUUCAGAAGGGAAAAUGGCCCCUUUCACUCAUGAUUUCAGAAAAGCCCAGCAAAGGAUGCCAGCAAUCCCUGUCAAUAUUCAUGCAAUGAAUUUUACCUGGCAAGCAACUGGCAGGGCUGAAUAUUUUUAUGAGUUCCUGUCUUUGCGCUCACUGGAUAAAGGCAUAAUGGCUGACCCAACUGUAAACAUCCCUCUACUUGGCACAGUACCUCACAAAGCAUCAGUUGUUCGGGUUGGAUUUCCUUGUCUGGGGAAACAAGACGGAGUGGCAGCAUUUGAAGUUACGGUAAUCAUAAUGAACUCAGAAGGCAAUAUCAUACUUCAGACCCCUCAGAAUGCCAUCUUCUUUAAAACAUGUCAGCAAGCUGAAUGUCCUGGUGGAUGCAGAAAUGGAGGGUUUUGCAAUGAAAAGCACGUAUGUGAGUGUCCAGAUGGAUUUUACGGGCCUCAUUGUGAAAAGGCUCUGUGCACACCACACUGCAUGAAUGGGGGGCUCUGCGUUAUGCCUGGAUUGUGCAUCUGCCCACCUGGAUUCAGUGGCAUCAACUGUGACAAAGCAAACUGCACAACAACCUGCUUCAAUGGAGGAACAUGCUUUUAUCCUGGCAAAUGUAUUUGUCCUGCAGGAUUUGAGGGGGAUCAGUGUGAAAUUAGCAAAUGCCAUCAGCCAUGUCGAAAUGGAGGUAAAUGUACAGGGAAAAAUAAAUGCAAGUGUUCCAAAGCCUACCAAGGAGAUCUUUGUUCAAAGCCGGUUUGUGAACCUGUUUGUGGAUUAUAUGGGACCUGUACUGAACCCAACAAGUGCCAAUGUCAGGAUGGAUGGCAUGGAAGGUAUUGCAAUAAAAGGUAUGGAGCCAACCUUGCAAAUGCCCUGAGGCCAACAGGCACCAAGCACAGGCAACACACACCUUCACCUAAAAGGGCCGAAGAGAGGCAAACGCCACCUGAAUCCAAUUAUAUCUGGUGAACUCCAACAUCUGAAACGUUUUAGGUUACACAAAGUUCAUCGCCUUCGUUAACCUUUCAUGUGUUGAAUGUUAAAACGCUGUUCAUUACAUUUUAAGAUUACUGGCCUGAAUUUUACUAGCUUUGUUAUAAACCACUGAGUUGAUAGUUGCUACUCCUUUUUAAAUUUUACUUCUCCUAGCACAGUUAUAUAGGCUUCUUAUUUUCAGUGCUUUUGGCCUGUUUCUUUUUGUACUUUAUUUCAAAUCUUCACCGAGAUAAAGCUAUCUGCAAUUUAUUCCUUGGAACAAAUUGACAAAAAAAAGGGGGGGUGGGGGUAAAUAUGCUGGAGUAAACAGCACCUGAUUAUGCUGAGACAACUUAAGCAAAGUAAAUAAUUUAAUUUGGAGGCACAAUUUUAAAAAAACAUAUUUUGUUUAAACAACAAAAAGUUUUUAAAUUUAAAAUCAAUUCACAUUUCUACUGAACUCUCUGUUUUAAACAAAAUGUGGUUGUGGCAUUGAAACAAUAUAAUAUAUUGGAAACAAAGUGGAACUAUGAAGUAUGAACACAGUCUUUGCAUCAGCUUAUAGCAGUAUAAUAUAUUGUAUACAAAACAGCUCUUAUGUAAUAAACAUUUUUAUACUGAUGGUUAUGUAUGAAAUAAAGAUGCUGCUUUUGUUUUUGUGUGUGGAGACACAGUGACACAGGGCAGUGUGUCUAAAGAA
Messenger RNA from Sphaerodactylus townsendi, 1886 nucleotides. RefSeq names its product WNT inhibitory factor 1 (gene WIF1). The record is from RefSeq and is a predicted model, not a curated record. Gene Ontology annotation, molecular function: signaling receptor binding. Gene Ontology annotation, biological process: anatomical structure development. NCBI's taxonomy places the organism in Eukaryota, Metazoa, Chordata, Lepidosauria, Squamata, Sphaerodactylidae. Gene Ontology annotation, cellular component: cell surface; extracellular region. Bases 38 to 1180 code for a protein of 380 amino acids. The transcript is spliced from 10 exons.